AUGGGGGUCGUCGCAAAGAAGUGGGACGACAGUGUCAUCUUUCUAACAUUGGCUGCAUAUUUGGUGCUUUGUGAUGCUCAGCCUCAAUCUGGUGUCUGUGUGAUGUAUGAUGACUGUGGUCAAAACCCCAACAUUCCUGUUAAUGGCUCCCUGAUCCCUGCAAGGAUACCCUGCAAAAGUUAUCAGAAUGCAAGUUUAGUAGGAGGCCAACACUACCAGCUGUUGAAGGAGGUUUGUCCUAUGUUGGACAGAGGUGAGGGUGAAACAUUUGCCUGCUGCACCAUUCCUCAGCUGAAGGCCCUAGAAAGCAGCCUGACGCUAUCCAAAGCAUUGCUGGUCCGAUGCCCAUCCUGUGCUUACAAUUUCGCUCACAUGCACUGCAUCACCACCUGUAGCCCCAACCAGAGCCAGGUAAUCAACAUCACCAGAACUGAGAAUGUCACAAAGGACGGAGUGUCGAAAGAUGGCGUGGUUGCAUACCAGGCCUACGUUUCCACUAGCUUCGCCGAUGCGUCUUUCAGCUCCUGCCAGAAUGUACGGAUUCCAGCAACAGGUGGAUACGCUAUUGCUACCAUGUGUGGCCAAUAUGGUCAUAAGCGGUGCACGCCUCAGUAUUGGUUAGAUUUCCAGGGUGACACAAGCAACGGUCUGGCUCCACUUGAUAUUGAUUUUAGACUCAUACCACCUAAUGAGACCUCACAGGUACCAGCAGGAAUGGUUCCAUAUGCAGGCUUGGCUAUAGGCUGUAAUGAAACAUCACCCUCUGGGGAAGCAGAGUGCUCUUGCCAGGACUGUCCGGCUACUUGCUCUUCAGAUUCUUUACCUCAAAUUUUACCCGAUGAUACUAGCUUCAUGAUCGGUGGAAUGAACGGCAUCCUCUUCAUCUGCCUCAUUAUCUUUAUAUUUUUGUCCCUCCUGUUCCUCAUUUUCCUUGUGGCGAAGUUUGCCUUCCACACCAGGAAGAGUAAGGUGUCAAAAAGGGGCAAAGACAAAAACGCAAAUGAAGUGGAUUAUAACCAAACAGUGGAUCCCAAUGAUGUCACAUGCUCUGAACGUGCAAGUCUAGCUGUUCAAGAAUUCCUGGGUUCACUCUUUCGGACUUGGGGAACUAUAAUGGCUAGGUACCCAGUGACUGUAAUUCUUGUAUGUCUGGUUGUAGUGAUGAUAUUUUCAAUUGGGCUGAUUUACAUAGAACUGACUACUGAUCCUGUUCAGCUUUGGUCAGCUCCCGAAAGCCGUGCUAUGCGUGAGAAGGCCUUCUAUGACCAGCAUUUUACCCCCUUCUUUCGUACCAACCAGCUGAUCCUGACAGCUCCAGGCAGAAAAGGCUAUGUGUAUGACUCCCUCCUAUUUGGCAAAACAAAGUUCAGUGGCCUCAUCUCUAAAGAGCUUAUUUUGCAACUAUUGGCGCUUCAAGAGAGAAUCCAGGCAAUUGAGUUCUGGUCUGAUGACCUGAACAAAACUACGAGCCUUAAGGAUGUGUGCUACGCUCCACUCAAUCCAGUAAAUCCUGCUCUUUCUGACUGUGCUGUCAACAGUCUUCCUCAGUACUUCCAAAACAGCAUUGAUAACCUGAAUGCAAAGGCUAACAUGACCGAGCUCGGUGUGACUAAAGAAGUUGACUGGAGAGAUCAUUUUAUUUACUGCGCCAACUCUCCACUGUCUUUUAAAGACAUCACUGCACUUGGCAUGAGCUGCAUGGCUGAAUACGGAGGACCUGUGUUUCCUUUCUUGGCCGUGGGAGGAUAUGAAAAUGAAAACUACACAACUGCUGAAGCAUUCAUCCUCACUUUUUCUCUGAAUAACUAUCCACGUGACGACCCAAAGUUCAAAGUGGUGCAAGAAUGGGAAUCAAGAUUCUUGAACAUAGUACAGGAGUACCAGAAAAAUAACAGCACUAACUUUACAUUCGCCUACAUGGCUGAGAGAUCUUUAGAAGAUGAAAUCAACAGAACUACAAAUGAGGAUAUCCCCAUCUUUAUGAUCAGCUAUGCAGUCAUCUUUUUGUACAUUGCCUUAGCUCUGGGGGAAUACUCAUCCUUCAGACGAAUACUGGUUGACUCAAAGUUCCUUGUUGGCCUGGGGGGUAUACUGGUAGUAGGCUGCUCGGUCCUGGCCUCCAUGGGUUUCUAUGCUUGGAUAGGAAUCCCAUCCUCACUAGUCAUUCUGCAAGUGGUCCCCUUCCUUGUCCUGGCUGUCGGAGCUGAUAACAUCUUCAUAUUUGUUCUGGAGUAUCAGAGAGACGUACGCCAACCAGGAGAGCAGCGAGAGGAGCAGAUCGGUCGAGUCCUUGGAAAUGUCGCUCCCAGCAUGCUCCUUUGCAGCAUGUCAGAAUCUGUCUGUUUCUUUCUGGGUGCUUUGAGUACAAUGCCUGCCGUGAAGUCUUUUGCACUCUACGCUGCUUUAGCUGUCCUCCUGGACUUUGUGCUGCAGAUGACUGCGUUUGUGGCACUGCUGUCUAUCGAUGCUCGCCGACAAGAUGCAAAUCAUUGUGACAUAUUUUGUUGUGUCACUGUAAAGAAACCACGUAAUUCCAAACCCAGUCAGGGCUUCCUUCUCCCUAUAAUGCGGAAAUAUUAUGCCCCAGCACUGCUCCACCCCAUCUCCAGGAUAGUAGUGUUCAUGCUGUUCAUCUUCAUGUUCUGCGUCUCCAUCUUCCUUAUGUUCUAUGUGAAGGUGGGCUUGGAUCAGGAGUUGGCCAUGCCAAAAGACUCGUACAUGUUGUCAUACUUCACCUACCUGUACAAGUACUUUGAGGUUGGGGUUCCUGUGUAUUUUGUCACAACAAAAGGAUUCAAGUUCGAAAAUGUCACAGGAAUGAAUGCAGUGUGUUCUAGUGUUGGCUGUGACAAGUUCUCCCUCACCCAGAAGAUCCAGUAUGCCACAGAAUUUCCUAACAGAUCCUACUUGGCUAUCCCAGCAUCCUCUUGGGUAGACGAUUUUAUCGACUGGUUGAAUCCUCAGACCCAAUGUUGUCGGAUUUACAGCUCCGGACCCAAUGAAAAUAAUUUCUGUCCUUCCACUGAGAAUUUCCUUAAGUGCUUGAAGAAGUGUAUGAAACCCCCACCCAAUGGCAUCCUCCGUCCAACUGUACAGGAGUUUAAUAAGUAUCUCCCCAUCUUCCUCAAUGACCGACCAGGCUUACAGUGUGCCAAAGGUGGUUUGGGGGCUUAUGACACAGCUGUGGUCCGGGACAAUGUCACGGGAGAAAUAUUAGCCUCUCGGUUCAUGGCGUAUCACACUCCCCUCACUAACUCGCAGGAGUUUACAGAGGCUCUACGCAUGGCCAGAAAACUUGCCCACAACAUCACUAUGGCUAUGAGAAAUGUGCCGGGCACAGAGCCUGACUUCGAGGUCUUCCCCUAUAGCGUGACGUACGUGUACUAUGAACAGUACACUAGCAUUGUCUUUGAGGGCCUGGUGAACCUGUCGCUCUGUUUGUUACCCACCUUCGUGGUGUGCUGCAUCCUGCUCGGCAUGGACCUGCGCUCGGGUCUUCUCAACCUCCUCACCAUAGUGAUGAUCACCGUGGAUACAGUGGGGGUCAUGACACUGUGGAACAUCGACUACAAUGCCGUGUCGCUAAUCAACCUCGUCACGGCUGUGGGGAUUUCAGUGGAGUUUGUGUCUCAUCUAACACGCUCCUUCGCCCUGAGCACUUUGCCUACUAAGGUGGAAAGAGCCAAAGAUGCUACGGUGAAGAUGGGCAGUGCGGUGUUUGCUGGUGUCGCUAUGACUAACCUGCCUGGAAUUAUCGUGCUGGCAUUCGCUAAAGCUCAGCUCAUUCAGAUCUUCUUCUUCCGGCUGAAUCUGAUCAUCACGCUGCUGGGACUGGCACACGGCCUCAUCUUCCUGCCUGUGUUGCUCAGCUUCUUCGGUCCAUCCGUAAACAAGGCUGUGCUGCUGGACCUACAGCGUAAAAAAGCCAGAGAGAUGGAGCAGCACAACACAGUAGUUUACAACAACGAUGGCUUUGAAAACAACGAGAAUCACAUUGGUUCAGAGCCCAACAUCACAAGGCUGCCCAACGCUGCUCCAGCAGGGUCAGAAUAG
Neoarius graeffei (lesser salmon catfish) is the source of this 4053-nucleotide messenger RNA. RefSeq names its product NPC1-like 1 (gene npc1l1). Gene Ontology annotation, cellular component: membrane. Gene Ontology annotation, molecular function: lipid carrier activity. The record is from RefSeq and is a predicted model, not a curated record. Bases 1 to 4053 code for a protein of 1350 amino acids. The transcript is spliced from 19 exons. NCBI's taxonomy places the organism in Eukaryota, Metazoa, Chordata, Actinopteri, Siluriformes, Ariidae.